Molecule: messenger RNA, 3029 nt
Organism: Penaeus indicus
Lineage: Eukaryota; Metazoa; Arthropoda; Malacostraca; Decapoda; Penaeidae
Exons: 2
Coding region: 393-3029 (878 amino acids)
Source: RefSeq, a predicted model, not a curated record
UUAGUUUGUAUUAACUAAUGAUAAUUUAUUCCUUUUUUGUUAUUUUAUCACGCAUGUCCAAUUUCUGUUUUUUUUAUGUGCUGAGCAUGAUGGGAAAUAGAGGUAACGCAUGGGAAUUUUGAGUCAUAAACAAAGAUCCAUAUUAUGUUUUUGAAGUUGUAUUAUAAGUUGCAGUUUUAUUUUCUUGUUGUUUUGGGAUGCUAGAAUUGUAUUUAGCAUCUUUAGAAGCAGAUAAGCAUAUUCCCAAAAAAGAGAUCUUCUGUUCUAAGUGGAAAACAGGGAUAACACUUCACGCUCACCAGAUGAGGCAAUGUUGUCGAAAUAAAUCAUAAACCAUUAUGACAAGCCGUAUUAUUUCUGGUGACCCGUGAAACAUUUCGACAACACUCAGGAUGGGGCUCAGCGACGAGGAGCCUCAGCACGGCAGCAUGGAGGGCUCUGCUGCUUCGGUAGACGGUUGGAUGAAGAAUCAGUCAAAAAGGGCUAAGCAGCAUAGAGGAACUGCCAAAGGAAAGUUAACACGUAAGCUAGAAAAGUUUUAUGAGCAUGUGAAAGAUAAAGUUGCCUUAGAAAUAUUGGAAGAUAACUAUAAUUUGAUUGUUAAAGCUUUUGAGGAAGUUGAACUAGCAAAUGAAAGUUAUUGCAAUUUACUUGAUGAAACUAGUGAUACUCAAGAAUUAAAGUCUGCAGACAUUUACAUUAAGGAACUUGACGAUAAGAAAUGUGCUGCCCAUGUUUUGUUUGUAAAGAUUAAAGAUGAGAUGCAAAUGAAAGGGGCCAUCAAAGUAAAAUCUAUUGACAUUCCAAAGUUUGAUGGAAAAAUCAGAGACUAUAGUAAUUUUAAAAGGGAUUAUGUCAGACUUAUGCAACCCAACUAUGGAAAAGACCCAUUUGCUCUUAGACAGUGCUUCUCAGGAGAAGCCUUAGACUCUAUUUGUGGGGUCGAGCAUGAUUUUGAUAAAAUGUUUGCACGGUUAGAUGACAUGUACAGUGAUAGUCGACGAGUAAUUGAUGUAGUAAUUGAAGAUUUGAGAGAAAUUGAACCUGUAGUCGAGGGUGAUAGUUUAGGUUUUAUCAGAAUGGUAGACAAAAUUGAGCAAAAUUUUCUUUAUCUAGAUCAGUUGGGUCUAUCUUCAGAACUUAAUACUGCCAAUAUGACAAGUCAGAUAGAGAAACUCUUGCCUCCAACUCAGAAGCGGGAAUGGAUCAAAAUAGCAGAAAAUGUUGAACCUGUUGAAUUAUUUAAAAAACUACUGGAAUACCUUUUGGGUGAAAGGAAAUCCCUUAAGUAUCUGAUUGCCAGUGUAAGGAACCCUGUUAACACUAAAGCUAGAGUGAACUAUGCUGUGUACAAUCAAGAUAGGAUUAGCUCUGACCAUACUGAAGAAUCAGAAAUAAUGAAGAGGCUGUCUGAUGUUGAGAAGGCUGUAACAAAUAUAAAUAACCUUGUGAUCAAGCUUACAGAAGAAAAGAGUGAAGAAAAGAGGUCUAUUGGUACUCUAAGUACACAUUUGAACAGGUGUUGGUAUCAUGGAACAGAUGGACAUGAUAUUUUAGACUGUGCAACAUUUCAGAAGUUAAACAAUAGUGAGAAAUUUGAAAUUCUAAGGAAAAGAGGUAUCUGUUUUAAUUGUCUAAAGGGAAUUCAUGUAUCUAGGAGAUGUUUUAAAAAAUCAAGAUGUUCUGCAACUGAUGCAAAUAAUCAAACUUGUGGGAAGCUCCAUCACACGAGCCUUCAUGAAAAUCAGAUUGUUGGGAGUUCAUACGUCAGCUUGAAAAGAAAUGGAGUCAUGUUCAUGGUCAAUAAGAUUAAAUGUAAUAAUCAAGUAUUAAAUACACUCUUUGAUUCUGGGGCUGACGUGACAAUGAUACGAAAUGAUAUGGCAGCCUCAUUAGGAUUGAAAGGCAAGCAUAUACGAUUAGCUGUGACUAAACUAGGAAACCAGACUGUAACAUAUAACAGUAAGGAAUAUGACCUUGUUCUUACUGAUAAACAGGGGAAUAAUGUGAAUAUUACUGCUUAUGGUAUAGAUGAAAUAACAUCAUGUAUAAACAAGGUUAAUCUGUCACAUGUGAAGCAUUUAUUUAAGAGUACUGAUGUAUGCCAAUUGGAUAGACCUCAUGGUAAGAUAGAUUUACUGAUAGGUGCUGACUAUUGCUCUCUAAUCCCUACAGUUAAAGAAACUGUAGGUGAAAAUUUACAACUUAUGGAAUCUCGAUUUGGGAUGUGUGUUCGUGGUAGUCACCCUAGUAUAGCUUGUGCCUCAGGUACUAGGGAUAUUGUAGGCAUCAGAAUAAACCAUAUUUCUGGGAUUAUAUAUGACAAAGAUAUAACUGUUGAACCGAAAUCUGAUAUUAAGGAUCAGAUUGAUAAAUUUUUCACAGUGGAAUAUUUAGGAACAGAAUGUAAUCCUAGAUGUGGUGAUUGCAAAUGUGGCAAAUGUGCAGUGGGUAACAAUGACUAUAGUAUUAGAGGAGAGAGAGAGUUAGCCUUAAUUGAAAAAGGAUUACAAUAUGAUUCAGAAAAAAAACAAUGGUCCGCUAAAUUCCCAUGGGUUAAAGACCCUAAUUUAUUACAGAAUAAUAUCUCUGUUGCUGUUGCCAAAUUAAGGAGUACUGAGAAGAGAUUGCUGAAACUUGGACCAGAAUAUGCUAAAGCUUAUAACAACCAAAUAAGGGAUAUGAUCAAACGUGAUGUUGCACGUAAAUUAACACCAGAUGAAAUAAAAGGUUAUGCUGGUCCUAUUACAUAUCUUCAACAUCAUGAAGUGCUAAAGCCAGGAUCUACAUCCACACCAAUUAGGAUUGUCUUUAAUUCCUCUGCCAAAUUCAUGGGACAAUCUCUAAAUAGCUUUUGGGCCAAGGGUCCUGAUGUUUUGAAUUCCAUGGUGGGCAUAUUACUGAGAUUCCGUGAAGGAGCCAUAGGUAUAGCAGGUGAUAUAAGUAAGAUGUACAACAGUAUUAAGCUUCCUGAAAUGGAGCAACAUGUACGCAGAUUUGGUUUGGAGAGAUUUCCAGUUGAAUUGUGA